Psylliodes chrysocephalus is the source of this 4092-nucleotide messenger RNA. The record is from the annotation of a GenBank genome assembly. NCBI's taxonomy places the organism in Eukaryota, Metazoa, Arthropoda, Insecta, Coleoptera, Chrysomelidae.
AAUUGAUACAUGCGUUCUCUUUUCGUUGAUGUAAACAAGCGAAAGAUAAAAUGUUAUAAAUAAUGUUUUCCGCGUGUCUGCGUUAGUGAAAAGUGAAUCUAAUUGUUGAAAAAGAUUUUUAGAAUUAGGUUACUACAAUGGAAUUUUGUAGAUUCAUGAUAAAACUUUUAUUACAAUAAUAUUCUACAAUUCUAUUUGUUUUAGUUAUCUAGUUAAUUUCUUUGUGCGAUUAAAAUGUGAGUGAUUUCAUAUAUUUUUUUGUAAACAUGAAUGUGGACGUUAGUGGUGAAAGAAUUAGAAAUCCGAAAGAAUAUGCAAAUUUUUUGUCGAAAAUAACAUUCUUUUACAAUGUUGGUAUAAUAUGGAAAACUUACAGAACAGGCAGUUUUAAAGAAAGUCAACUUCAUGAAGUUCCACUCAAAUGUAAGGCUGCUACAUCGGGAGAUGAAUUAGAAAAAUAUUUAAAAAAGGAUAUACAGGAAACUAAGUUUUCCCUAACAAGAGUUCUAUUUAAAUGUUACGGAACCAAAUACUUAAUUUUAGGAAUUAUACAAUUACUAGUAAGGUCACUAGUAAUAACAACUAUACCAAUGACUCUCUCCAAAGUGGUUCACUAUUUUCAACCAGGCCAAACGGAAUUUUCAAAAAGAGACGUGAUAUUAUCCGCCUCUUUACUCAUUUUACUUAAUUUUUUAAACGUAACUUACCUUCAUAACUACCUUUUAACGAUCUCAGAAUUGGGAAUCAAAAUCAGAACAGCAGUUUGCUCAGUGAUAUUCAGAAAGUGCUUGAAAAUUUCUUCAGCGACAUUAUCGGAUUUGGGUAUAGGAAAAAUUGUUACACUGAUGACCAAAGACGUAAAUGCUAUCGAAACGUUUAUUUUCUAUUUUAACGAUACUUGGGUUGGGAUUGUUCAAGUUUUAAUUGUGUUUUAUUUGUUAUAUGGAAAGACGGGACUGUCCGCUUUAAUUGGAAUGGGUUUGUUUGUCGCCAUAAUACCAGUACAAAUAUUAAUUGGAAAAAUUACAUCUACCCUUAGGUUAGAAUCUUGUAAAAAAGCUGACAAAAGACUGCAAAAGACGAAGGAAGCCUUAUCGGCUAUGACUACAAUAAAAAUGAAUAAUUGGGAAGAUCAUUUUGAAGAAAAUAUUAGUAAAUCUAGAUUGAAAGAAAUGAAGAUCAUGUUAAAAAUUGUCCUAUACAAAAUUGUUAUCCUGUUGCUAAGCAGCCUGACUUCCAAAAUCGCCUUUUGUUGCCUCCUAACCUCUUAUGUUCUUCUUGGCAAUGCUAUUUCAGCAGAACUAGUUUAUUACGUAUCAAUGCUAUUUUUAAGAAUUAGACAUGCUUCCAACGUUGCCAUACCAAUAGGAGUGACUGUCAUAGCUGAGAUGAAUGUAUCGAUGAAGAGGAUUGAACAAUUAUUAACAACAAAGGAAAUUUGUAUGAUGAAAAAUGAGUUAGAAGAGCAAAAAAAGUCACAUCUCUAUUUAAUAGAUGUUUCGACUAAAAUUAACAAUGUAAAAAUCAUAAAUAACAUUAAUUUAAAAGUCGACUGUGGCUUGAUUAUAGUUAGCGGUGCUAUUGGAAGUGGGAAAACAACCCUUUUAAAAACGAUUUUAGGUGAAUACGAAUUACAGACAGGAACGAUUUUGAAGGAAGGUAUCAUUUCUUAUGCAUCUCAAGAACCCUGGAUUUUCCCUUCUACUUUGAAACAGAAUAUUAUUUUUGGUGAACAAUUUGAUCCACAACGGUAUCAACAAGUCUUAGAUGUAUGUGCUUUGAAUGUUGAUCUUAGACAUAUUCCAGAGGGAGAUUCUCAGAAAAUUGGAGAUAAAGGUACUAAUCUCAGCAAAGGCCAAAAAGCAAGAAUUAAUUUAGCAAGGACUGUAUACAAAAAAGCAGAUAUUUACUUAAUAGACGACGCUUUAUCAUCUUUAGACACCCACGUUCAAAAACACGUUUUUCAAAAAUGUAUUAAAGAAUUUUUAGCAGAUAAAAUUUGCAUUUUCGUCACUCAGACCUCGCAAUUCAUUCGAGAAGGAAAUAAAAUUGUAAUAUUGGAUAAAGGCGUAAUAAUAUUUACGCAAAAAAUAACAGAUAGGAAUAAGAUUGAGUUUAAAACUUUUUUACAAAAAGAUCAAAUAUUUGAAUCAGAUUUGGAAGUUAAUAAUAAUGUUGAAGAUUUAGAAAAAAUAUCAGAAACUUCUACAUUAUUAACCAACACAUCAAACAAAGAUAAAAUAUACGAAGAGAGUCAGAAGUCCGGUAAAGUGAGCUUUAAAGUUUACCUACAAUACUGCACUUAUGGAGGAGGAGUCUUCAUAGUUGUAUUAUUUUUUAUAUUUUUCGUUGGAACACAUUUUUCAAAAAGUUAUACGGACAAGGUCUUAGGCAACUGGGUAAAUGUGGUGCAUGAAAAUUCUAUAACAAAUACUAUUGACACAUCCACACAACAAAAAAUAGAAAGAAGUCUGCCUCUAUUACUUAACUACAUUACUUUUACAUUAUCGACAACAGUAUUGUCUAUAGUAUCAACAUUUUUGUUGUUUAAUUUUAGUAAAAAAGCUUCUUUAGGACUACAUAAAAGAAUGAUCAAAUCUGUCCUAAAUUCUUCCAUGAAGUGUUUCAAUAAACAUUUAAUUGGAAAUAUUUUAAAUAGAUUUUCCAAAGAUUUGAAUAUUGUGGACGAGCAGAUUCCGUUUGCUUUAUACGAGUUUUUAGAGAUAUUUUUUGGAAUAAUUGGAAUAGUUAUUUUAAUAGCUACAGUAAAUGUUAUUUUCCUGGUACCCACAGUUAUAAUUUUUGUGGUCCUAUAUUUUUUGACAAAAUUGUACAUGCCUACGGGAAGAAAUUUGCAAAGACUUGACACAGCAACAAGAAGUCCAGUCAUAGGAUACUUAAAUUCCUCAAUAGAAGGUCUAACAACCAUAAGAGCAUUUCGAGCAGAAAAUGUCCUUGUUAAAGAAUUUGACAGGCAUCAAGAUCUGAAUACGUCAGCCAGUUUUACAUCUAAAGGUUGCGACAGAACUUUUGGUUAUUACCUGGACGUAUGCUGCACUAUUUUCAUUGGUGUAAUCCUAGCAUUUUUUAUAAUAUUCGAUAAAGAAUCUUCUGUUGGCGACGUGGGUCUGGCGAUUACCCAAGCUUUCAUGUUAACUGGCGCAGUCCAAUACGGAAUUCGAAAAUCGACUGAAAUUGAAAAUAAAAUGACUUCCACCGAGCGGAUUUUGGAAUACACAAAUAUAGAAAAAGAAAUUAACGAGCCUAUUGUAGAUUAUUUUGGAUGGCCUACUGAUACUACCAUCAAAUUGGAAAAUGUUUCUUUUACGUAUACGGAUGACGAUCCAUAUGUUUUGAAACAUAUUAAUUUGGUCAUCGGUCAAAGAGCUAAAAUUGGAAUAGUAGGAAGAACAGGUUCUGGUAAAUCAACAUUAAUUUCUCUUCUUUUCUAUAUAUAUCCCUACGAAGGUACCAUAUCCAUAGGAGGUGUAGAUAUAAGAAACAUACCCCUCAAAACGCUUCGCUCAAACAUUUCCAUUAUUUCGCAGGACCCUGUACUAUUCAGCGACACAAUGAGGACAAAUUUAGAUCCGUCAAAUCAACACACCGAUCAAGAAAUUUGGUCGGUUAUUCAAAUGGUCCGACUGCAAAAUUUAAUAGUAUCUUUGGAUUUUAAGAUAACAUCGAGUUCGAAUUUCAGCCCUGGGCAAAGACAACUUAUCUGUUUGGCUAGAUGUUUACUUACAAAAAAUAAAUUAAUCAUUUUAGAUGAGGCUACGUCCGAUAUGGAUUUGGAAUCAGAAAAUUUGAUUAACAAUAUUUUGGACCAAUGUUUUAAAGAAUGUACUUUGGUGAUAGUAGCCCAUAGACUCAGUACAAUUUUAGGUUGUGAUAGGGUUGUGGUAAUCGAAGAGGGAAAAAUUGUCGAAACUGGGCAGGUAAACCUGUUGAAAAAUGAUCUCAAUAGUAUUUUUUAUAGUAUGUUGGAUAAAUGAGGUUUGACUUGAUGGCGUGAAGAGCUACAUCACACUUUUUAUUUAUAAUUUAAAGAAUUAUGUGACUUAGAUACACUAGCUAGAAGUCGUUUCAGGA